AUGGCGUACCGAGACUGCUCAACGCGGCUGAUCGUUAACAAGGCGGUGGGGCAGCGCAUCCCAGUCAAGCGUUCGGAAUGCGUGGUCGAAACGUGCCCGUGGGACCGCUGUUCGCAGCCGACACUCGAGUCCGUAGCUGAGCCGCACGGUUUCACAACGGCCGGCACACACGUCGCCUCUGGUCCGCAAUCUGGGAACGAUGACGGCACCGAUACCCUAAAGGGCCGCCGCAAGUCGCUUGUCAGAUUCGGCGGCACGACGAUCCGCGAGAUCACUCAGCGCACCCGGUCGGCCAUUGCGUGGCACGGGAGCCAGCAGCACGUGCUCAUUGCGCUGGUGGCCGUCGUCGUGCUCCUGCUCUCGCUCGCCGUGCUCAUCUUGGUCUUCGUGCGCGUCGAAGACCCCCUGGUGCUGACGCGCUGCUCGUCCACAAACUGUCGGAGCGCAGCGCGCGACCUCGAGCGGUUCCUGGACAUCGGUGUGGACCCCUGCAAGGACUUCUACGGGCACGUCUGCCGCCGCUGGGAGGAAGUCGCCAACGCUGAACCCAAGGACGACGCCAACGCAGCCACGACACAUGGUGAGGGAUAA
Rhipicephalus sanguineus (brown dog tick) is the source of this 591-nucleotide messenger RNA. RefSeq lists its product as uncharacterized. NCBI's taxonomy places the organism in Eukaryota, Metazoa, Arthropoda, Arachnida, Ixodida, Ixodidae. The record is from RefSeq and is a predicted model, not a curated record. Gene Ontology annotation, biological process: proteolysis. The transcript is spliced from 3 exons. The coding region runs from base 1 to 591 and encodes 196 amino acids. Gene Ontology annotation, molecular function: metalloendopeptidase activity.